Messenger RNA from Aspergillus calidoustus, 1335 nucleotides. NCBI's taxonomy places the organism in Eukaryota, Fungi, Ascomycota, Eurotiomycetes, Eurotiales, Aspergillaceae. The record is from the annotation of a GenBank genome assembly.
AUGGCAUCUUUCCCAGAUAAACUCCCCUUGAUUCGAUUGCCCGAACCUUACAAAACCGCAUAUCGCCUGCAGGUUGUCUCCGUUCAACACGGCGUCCGGAAACUCCAGCUUCGACGGUCCCCGCGCGUUGACGACGGCAUUCCCCCUCCAGAGCAGCUGCACCGCGACAACCUCCACUUCACAGACUUGCAAGAGCCCGAUCCGUCUAGAAGUCCGCCAGAAGGAAACAACUCUGCUUGGGCACGGGCGCAGAGGAGCCCCGUUACAUACUGGACAUGGGAAGGAAAGGAGGCGCCCUCGGUUGGGCAGAUUUGGAAUGUUCUACACGGCCUUUUGACCUUGCGUACUGAAUUCGAGAUGUUUCGCGCCGUGCUAUCGGGAGCAGGGAGAGAACAACUGGGGAGGGAAUUGCAAGCUGUUGGACUGGCGACUGAGCAUCCCAGACCUUCUGCUCCUCCAGGGCAGCGUAUCCCGCAGUCCCCAGAUCUCUCGAACCAAUUGGUCAUCUACCGCAGCACGUUCUGGCAAGGCGCUGGCUCACCGUUUGGUCCGAGGCCAGUCUGGGUUUGCGAUCCUGACAUCUAUGCAUCCCUCCGCCGACCUUUGACAUCAUUUCCAACGCAUCCCGUUCAGCACACCCUGACCACCAAAUCCGCCGAUGUUCGCGUUCACGCUCUCCAUCCCUUUCGACCGCGCAAGCCGACUCCAGGGUCUAGGAUGUAUAGCCGGUACAUUCCGCAACUAGACGAGUUCUUCUCCAUCUGGGCCUUGGACUAUCGGAACGAGGAACAUCUACAGCUAUUUCACGCAUGGCAGAACGAUCCCCGUGUAGCUAAGGGCUGGAACGAGACUGGGACACUGGACCAGCACCGGAGCCACCUUCGAAAGAUUGACGAGGAUCCUCACCAGAUCGCGGUCCUGGCCAAGUUCAAUAACACUUUCUUUUCCUACCAUCAGAUCUAUUGGGCCAAGGAAGACAGCAUCGGCGCACACUACGACGCAGAUGACUGGGACCGCGGUCGCCACUCGCUCGUCGGGGACGUGCGCUUCCGCGGGCAGCAUCGCGUGAUGGUCUGGUGGUGCAGUAUUAUGCACUACAUGUUUCUGGACGAGGCUCGAACGAGGUACAUUGUCGGCGAGCCUGAGUUCACGAACCUGACAGUGCUGGCAUACGACCACGCUACGGGAUUCAGCCUUGAGAAGCUCAUUGAUCUUCCGCAUAAGCGAUCUGCGCUGGUCAAGUGCAGCCGAGAGAAAUUCUUCCACAUCUCUCCGUUUCGCUUCGAUGGGUCGAACCAUCUCGAGCGCGAUCCGUAUCGGGCGUUGAAGCUAUAG